Molecule: messenger RNA, 3045 nt
Organism: Capsicum annuum
Lineage: Eukaryota; Viridiplantae; Streptophyta; Magnoliopsida; Solanales; Solanaceae
Exons: 16
Coding region: 1-3045 (1014 amino acids)
Source: RefSeq, a predicted model, not a curated record
AUGGCUCAACAUGCAAAUCGAAGUUGUUCAGUUAGAGAAAAUCAACCGAAGAAUUUACUUACCGAUGAAGUACCAUCGUUUAGUCUUGGCUUAACACAAGACAAAGUUUUUAAUUUGGGUUCUACUAAUGUUUUCUCUAAUGAAGGUGUUACCAUUGAAGAGUUGAGAUCUAAGCACCGUAACGAUUCCGAAAAGAUUGUGGAAAUAAUGAAAAGGAAAGGAUUGACAAAAACUUCAUCUCCCACAAAAUUUCAAAAAUCAGUGAAAAAGAAAAAGUUGGAUGAAAAAGGAGAAUGUAGUAAAAUUGCAAGUCCCGUUGCAUCAGAUUCUGAAUCUGAACAAGAGAAAGUGGAGGAGGUCAUUCGUGAUCAAAUAUUCAUGGCCCGGAUAUUGCCCAAAUUUGCUCCUCAUAUAGGACGUCAUACGGUCAAUGACAUUGAAGAUCGUAUUAAGACAAUGCUGACGAAGAAUCAGUACAAGAUGUUUUGUACUAAAAGUAUAUUUGGUUUCUUCAUGAAGAAGAAAGAUUGUGUAGUCCAAGCCCAAUUAGGGAGAUGCAUUAUGUCACUUGAAACUGGGGAAAGUUCUACAAGUUCCAUAGUCAUUCGAGCAAAGGGCACAAUUCUUCAUUUCACUAUUAGAGAAUUUGCUUUGGUGACUGGCUUGAAUUGUGCUACAAAUAAGGAUGAAUUUGUGUUUGAAGAGGAGCGCCCAAAUAGAAUUAUUGAUCAAUACUUUGAUGAUGAGAUUGAUACCGUAGCUAUUUCACACCUCCACUUUGAUUUGGUUGAGAGUAGUCGCUACAGUGAUUAUCCAUGGGGAUCGGUUGCAUUUGAAGAAUUAGCUAGAAGUUUGCAUAAAAAGUUGAAGUCGAAAGAAAAGUUCUAUAUGCUACUUGGAAUGCCACUGGCCAUUCAAAUUUGGUUAUACGAAUGUUGUUCAAAUGUACCUCGUAAUGUUGCUUUCAAGGUGGAUUCUCAAAUCCCUCAUAUUUUGAAUUGGAAGACAAAUUCUCCUCGUCCAAGAUAUGAAAUUCUUAUGGGAAGUAUGUUUGAUGAUACAGAUGACAAUGUUGUUUUUAUGAAUAUCGAGCCAACAAGAACGAAGAUUUCAGCUUUUCAUAUACCGAAGAAGCUUGUUCCUGGAUCUGCUAGUUAUAAUGAAGAUGACAUUGAUUCGGAUGAUGAUUUUCAGGAUCCUCCACAAAGACAAAAUCAGUUUACCAUAAAGAAAAAACAUCAUGGCGAUUUGACUCCAAUUCACAAGUUAAUUCAAACAAAAGUUACGCUACGUGGAAAUAGGAAAGACAUAAACCAUCCUGACAGUAAAAAAUCUAUUUCGGUUCAGUCACCUGCUCCGUCUUCGUUCAGUUCUGAAGAUGAAGAUGGUGUUGUCUCGAAGAAAGUCUUUGAUAAGUUUUGGGAAAAGGUAUGGAAAGAGUUUAAUGAUAUCCGUGGCCUAGUGUCUUUCAGGUUUGAUCAGAUGAUGAAUGCAAUCAAUGAAAAUAAGGAACAAGAAAAAGGCAGCAAAUCUGAUCAGCUAUUAGCGGAUGAAAAUGUUAAGAGUACAUCACCCUAUCAAGCGACUACAAAAUUUGUUCAUGAGUUUAAUAAGAAUCCUGAAGUCACAUUGGUUGUCGAAGAGAUGGCAGGAUAUCAAAGCAACAGUAUGAAUGAUGUGUAUAAUGAGAUUGAUGGGUACAAUGAGGAUAAUGACAUUGUUCUGGAAAAAGUUGAUAUAGAUGUUCAUGAAGCAAAAGAUGUUUGUGUUGCUCUGAUCACAAAAUCAGUUGACGAAAGUAUUGGUGAAGCACAAAUAUCAGAAUCUCAACUCAGAUUUUCAGAUGACGUCCUUAGAAGCAUUGAUCUUGACUCCAUAACAAAAGCCAAUGUUGAAGUUGAAUAUGAGUUCAAGAUCUUUAUAAAAUUUAUACAAAACAAAGAAGGUGCGAUUGAGAUGAAUGUAAAUACACCAGCGGGACAUGAGUCAGAGGUUAAUGAUGUGGACAAUUCAAAGCUAGAUCAGCAAUAUAAGACUGAAGUCCACAUUCCUGUGGGAGUAAAUGUUGAAAGAAAUGUUGAUCAACAUUUGUCUGACUCUCAGACUACUCUUUCGGAUGAGCUUCUUCCCAGUCUUAAUGCGUAUGUCAAUCUUGAACAAAGUAUAAUUGUACAUCCAUCGGCAAAUCAAGCACAGCAAACGCCAAUGCAUGUUUCAAGAAUUAGGCGACCAUCUAGAUACAAUGAGUCACCAUUCACAAUGAAAUUUGGUUCAACAGAUGUAAGCACAGAAGAGCAAUGGAGAACAUUCGAUCAGAAGCAUCCCUUCAUAUCUCAUCCAGUUAAUGCAAUAGAAGACACUAAAUUCACCAACAAGUUCAUGACGUGGCUUUCAUCGGAUCUUCUUAAAUAUCAUUCGAAAAGGAACAUCAAAGAAGAGCAUUAUUUGAAGGAAAAGGCAAAAAUACCAGUUAUCAACUUUAAAAUUUUAUCUGUUGAAGACAAGAAUUGGUUCUACGUUAUGGGUACUCCUAGUCAGACGUGGUCAGAUGAGCAAAUUGAUGUAUGCUUGUACUAUCUGCGAAAGAAGUCCAAGUAUGAUCCCAAUAUCUCAUAUAAGUUUAGCACUGUAGACUGCAAUUUCAUGAACAUUGUUACAACUGUGUUUGAUGUGUAUAAAUUGGAUGAUGCAACUCUUAAUGCUGGUGGAAAGAAAUAUCAUCUGAAUGAGUAUGUAAGUGGAUUCCGCAUGCAUGCUACAGUGCCAUGGUGUAUAUAUGUAUAUGAUUCUUUGUCAGCUGCUGGUCAUGAUGCGGCAGUGCUUACUGAAAUUAAAAAGUUAGCUAAGGAUUGUGGUUUAUAUAUGGUUACGUAUGCCGAGUGUCUUACUUUUGGUGAAGUUGUUCCAUGUAUUGACUUUGACCCAGAUCUAAUUCGCAUAAAAUACUAUGCUUCACUGUUGUGGGAUUAUGGUACUAGGAAAGCAAACGCAAAGGCACAAAGUGAUGAUGAAGCACCAAUGAGGCCUCUUCGGAUCACUGAGUAA